CAGGGAGAAGCAGUGGAUAUCCGAUGUGAAUGGUCUGCGGGAUUUCCUGGUGGCAGCUGACGGAAGCUGCUGCUACGGGAUAGUACAGUACCACAUAGCACAGACGAGUGGCGGUGGACAAGAGAAUUAUCCCUUAUGAAAUUUCAGUAAAUAUUGACGACUUUCCAUAGUCACUGAGUUUAUGAUAUAACUUUACGUUUCUGAUCACUGUUGCAAUGUCUGCAGCAGCUGCCACUAGCGGUUCAUCCUCAGGAGGGAUGCCCAGUUCUGGCCCAGUGGGAGGUAUGUCAAUGUUCCGCUGGUUGGAGGUCCUGGAAAAGGAGUUCGACAAGGCAUUUGUAGAUGUAGACUUACUGCUGGGAGAAAUCGACCCAGACCAGGCCGAUAUCACUUAUGAGGGUCGUCAGAAAAUGACUAGCUUAAGCUCCUGCUUUGCUCAGCUAUGUCAUAAAGCUCAGACAGUGUUUCAGAUGAACCACAAACUGGAGGCCCAACUAGUGGAUUUAAGAUCAGAACUGACAGAAACCCAGGCUGAAAAAGUUGUGCUGGAAAAGGAAGUACAUGAUCAGCUGUUGCAGCUACAUGCUGUCCAGCUCCAGCUGCAUGCUAAAACUGGUCAAACCGCUGACUCUGGAGUCAUCAAAGCAAAACUGGGUUCAACAGAUCCAGUUGUUAGGACGGGAUAUGAAAGGACCAGCCCAUGACAAAUUAUGGAACCAGUUAGAAGCAGAAAUACAUCUGCAUCGUCACAAAACUGUCAUACGUGCAUGUCGAGGUCGCAGUGACCCAAAGCAUCCACAGCCUACACCUCCUGGACAUGAUCCAGAUGCUUACAAGAAGAACCAAGGAGUUGGCCCUAUCAGGAAAAUCCUUCUAAUCAAAGAGGACCAUGAGGGGCUUGGCAUUUCAAUCACUGGUGGGAAGGAACAUGGAGUGCCUAUUCUUAUCUCUGAAAUUCAUCAUCGGCAGCCAGCUGAACGAUGUGGCAUGUUGCAUGUCGGAGAUGCAAUACUAGCAGUCAAUGGAAUGAACCUGAGAGAUGCCAAACACAAAGAAGCCGUUACAAUUCUUUCACAGCAGAGAGGAGAAAUAGAGUUUGAAGUGGUGUAUGUUGCUCCUGAAGUGGAUUCAGAUGAUGAGAAUGUGGAGUACGAAGAUGAGACUGGCCACCGUUACAGACUUUACCUUGAUGAACUGGAGGAGGGUGCAAAUACUACUACAAGUGGAAAGGAUGCAAGUAGAGAUGCUAGGCCAUUGCAAGACAUAGAAAAGAACCCAGUCGUGGAUGGUUUUCAGAAUGGGGAUGCUGGAAUCUCAAGUGAAACUCUCUCUGAAGAUACUACUACGAAAUCAGUAGAUUCCUUGUCAUAAAAUGUUUGCAGUCCAUUGUAGAAUGGAAAGAAUUGACUGUUGAGUACAUUCAUAACAGACUGGUCCAUUACAGACUGCUUUAAAGUUACUGAGAGGCUGCAUGGCAGAUUUUCAGGAGGAUGCUGUGAUUAUCAAAGUGCUCCGCAGCAGAAUACCCUAACUGUGGAAACAAACAAGCCAUAAUAGUAAUGGUUGUUACUUGAUGUAUUUGUAAUAGGACAGGUCACAGGAUUGGAAACGAUAUGGCAGAGCAUGUGAUUAUUUUUAGAAACCGGUACCUGUGGUUCGUUCUCUGUCUGCAUCUGUUAUUUACCUGUACUCUGUGGAUCCACUUGAAUAUAUUUAAGAUUGUGUACUGGGGGUUUUCAUAUAGUUACUCUUUUGUGUAACCACAGCUGAUGUUUAUUGGAAGAGAGGACUGUACUUCUAAGUGAUUUCCAUCCAUUUCUAGUUUGUAUGUUUAUUUAAAGUGAAUGCUCAUACACUAUCCAUCUUCAAGCUAAAUAGGCAAAAUAAUUGUCGAAAGGGAGCUGUGCAUCGUUCUCCAAAGAAAUGCAUUGUUAAAAUAUUUUUUUCUGCACUGUAUGUAGUUUCUGUUUUUGCACAACUAAGGAUUAUUUAGUUGGAUAUCUGAGUAUACAGCUGUGUUAUUACCUGAUUCAGUGCAGUUAAAUUUGCAACAAUAUUGUUUGUUCCAUUACAGAUUUGCAAACACAGUGUAAAAAAAUGCCAGGAAUUAAAUCAUUAUGUAAUGAUAGUCAUGUGCCUCAUUUAGUUGAGCUUUAAGGUCUGAAGAGGACAUGAAAGAUAGUGUGAGUGCCGCACAUUUGCAACAUUUAGCUGUGAAGAUAUUAUUCCUAGUGUUCACCUAUAACAGUGUUGGAAAAUAUGUUUUUUUUUUUUUUUAAACACCCCAAAUUGCUUGAAAGCAGCUUUAUGCAUAGCAUUUGUAUUCUUGUGUGAUCUGAAAACAGGGGAAUCUGUCUGGGAAAAGAGAAAGGACAAAAGUAUUGCUAAAAAAGUAGUCUGCUAUGACCAUUCAUACAGUUUUUGCAACAUAGCACUCAUUAAUUUUACUUUUGAAGUCUUUGCACUGUAGUCUAGUUGUAUAUUAAAAUGCCUCUGACUGAAGCUGGGUGAACUACCUUUUCUUUUUAAUGAGUGCUGGAAUUUUCUGGAUAGUAGAGCAGGCUGAGCUGUCAGAUGAUGUAUUGUUUUCCGCUAGUCGCCCCUCUGUGCAGUGCUGUUGUAAUUAACUUACUUAAUGUGAUCUGGUGUUUUUCACUUUGAAGUGUACUGUAGAUUUUUGAGAUAUAAUACCAAGUAAUACCAGUACUGAAAUUAAUUGCAAGAUGCUUUGAGCUUAUGGCAGCCAGGAGUUAUUGGUACUUAAUUUGUUAUCUGUUACAGCAGUAACAUUUUAUCCUAGUAUGGAAGUAAAGGUUGAAAAAGCAGAUGUGUUAUAAAAAUAUGGUCAGGACAAUUUUCUUAGUGUAUGUGUACCGUAACUGUUUUUUAGUUGGUCUUUCUCCAGGUGAUUGGAAGGGUUUAAACAGACUAGCUCUCAGGUAUUUGCCCAUUAGAAAUUAAGAAGUCAGGGAAAUUGCAGUAUUUUUUUAAUUAAAACUAUUUUAAAACAAACGGUGACUUACAAGUGCAGUAAUGUUCUCUGCAGUGGGUAUUUACAUAUAUUUUUAUUCUGUUAUUAGCCUUCCUGUACUGUUUGAGUGAUGCAUAUAUUUUAUCAAAUUUAUGUGAAUGUUAGCAGUAAUUGUUUUCUUGCAGUAGCGUAACAUAGUAUAGCCAAAGCAGGAAAAAACAGCAAGUUCCAUCACCUGAGUUUACUUAACUCAGAAGUACAUCUGCAAGUUAAACACCUAUGUGUUUGUUUUCUAUGUGGAUCACUGUAGUAAGAAUAUUGACAGAAGUGAGAGAGUUUCCAUUACACUGUUGUGAUGCCAGUGAACAUGUAGCCUCCGCUCUUUUAGCAGUGCCACAGUGUGAUUGUAGUCUUCUGAGAGAGAGUAAAAGAUAGCAUGUUUGUACACUUUAGUGUUUCAUAGUAUGUAAAUGCAGAAGUAAUACAGUACAACCUCCUAGAAAGCAGCCUUCUGUCAGGUAAAUAAGUGUAAUAUAAACUUCUCACUUACCCUUGAAGGACUUGUGAUGUGAAACACAUUUAUUCAUAUUUUAGGUGCACUAUAUAGCUGUUUAUAUAUAAAUAUAUUAAAAAUCUUAAAAAUGUAAAUAUAUAUAUAUAUAUUCUCUUAAAUUUUGCUAUUUAUAAAAUUCAUUUUACGUUAUAUGUUGGUCUUCACAAUGGAGAUGAUUUUUACUGUUCUCCUGAAUUUUCAUUUAUUGAUGCACCAUCCUUAAUAGCAUAGCUCGCAAUGGAUUUAAGUAUUUUUUUCUUAAGAUUGUAUUAUAUUGCUUACAGUUAUGUAGGACUUUUUAUUGUUUACAUGUGUAAAAGUAAUUGUCUUACAGGUUAAAAAAGGAUUCACAAAUGAUAUGAGUGUCACAUGGGUUUCAGAACCAGUCACCAAGCAUUUGUACAUGUUAGGAAUCCUUGUACUGUUAGGGUUGUCAAGUGUGCUUUACUUACACUGAGGCAGGAGUAUAUUGGACUUCUAUGUACAUAAACUGAAUAUAAAGCAGAAGACCAAAGUACCUUUUUCUUCUGAUUGUCAGAUUGCACAGAAAAUGUUAGCAUACUACUCUAGCACCUUUGGUUCAUACUGAUUCUGUCACGUUAUCAUUAUGUUUGAGAGGGGCAUUCCUUUAAUCAUAAAUAUGAGUUUGCUUUAGUCGGAAAGUGGUUUGUAUUGUACAGUUCUGCUUGCCCGUUAUAAGUCUAUAGAAACCUUGAUUUCUUGAUUUGUAUCUUGUCUUCUUUUUUUUUUGGGUGGGGUUCCCCUUGUCAUGCCUGAUUUUCACGUUAUCGGGGCAGCUUUGUUCUUCUUGUUUAUAGUAUGAUUGCACUUGAUAGCAAGUUUUGCAUUCCCUGUGCUAAAUCACCCAGUGAUUGCUGGAUACUUGUAUUUUGGUAAAGGCAAAGGUGUCAAGAUCAGCACCUAUGAGACUGUUAUUGCUUUUGUCUCCCUGUUUCAUCCUUAUUAUACUGUUAAUCAUGUAGCUGAUCUGUAAAAGGAGCCACAUUAUGUCAUCCUGUCUGCUUGUACUUGUUCGUUAACAAAAAUCUCAAAUAGUUAUUGCCAUACUAGUAACAGGUUAACCAUUUGUAUGUUGCAUGUUCAGAAAGGUGUCACUGCUCUUAUUUUAGACGUGUGACUGUUUCUGUGCUGUGUCUUUGUUGUAUGUGUCCUAAGUAUUUCACAGAAUGGCAGCGCACCUUCAUUUUUUUUGAAAACCGAAAUAACAGCUUGUUACAAGAAUAGGACCCGGUUGUAAAGUGACCAGCUCUUAAGUGAUAGAUUUCAGGAACUGCAAAAGGGUUGACACUUAAUGUCUUUUUUCAAAAUUGAUGAGAUUUUAAACAAUCACCAAAAAUAAUUGAAAACUCAUAUUAAGAUCUCUGAUGAUUUUGUUCAUUCCGACUUUCAGGAAGCAUUACGAAUAAGCCUGUCAUUUGCGAAAAAUAACACUGGUAGUGGCAGUACUUCAAGGUUUACUUUAUUGCUGUGCAAACUCAUGUUCCUACUUACACCCACCCCUACCACUAUAGAUAUAUAUAUAUAUAUAUAUACAU
Messenger RNA from Protopterus annectens (West African lungfish), 5080 nucleotides. It is a transcript of the gene GOPC, whose product is annotated as golgi associated PDZ and coiled-coil motif containing. Gene Ontology annotation, biological process: negative regulation of protein localization to cell surface. Gene Ontology annotation, cellular component: Golgi apparatus; trans-Golgi network transport vesicle; membrane. Gene Ontology annotation, molecular function: transmembrane transporter binding. Lineage: Eukaryota; Metazoa; Chordata; Ceratodontiformes; Protopteridae. The record is from RefSeq and is a predicted model, not a curated record.